UACAAGACGCGCUAGAGACGUGCUUUGCAACCGGAAGGCGUCUCCGGCUGUGUCGAGCGGCUGAUGGUACGAUCAGAUUGGAGUAGUGGUGUAGCUGUGGCUCGGUUUGGGGGGGACGGACGGAACGGAGCGUAUUCAAUGGGGUAAAAUCGAAACCCUCGAGCUCGAUGAAGUUCGUCGCGUACUGGGCCCUCUUCACGUCGUGCUUCACGUGCGUUCGAUGCUUCCGUUGUAGCUACGUGCCGCCAAGGAUCGAAGACGUGCUUAACCCGGUGCACUUAGAACCUUCAUCGCACGUAAGAAAACGAAGCAUUAGCCAACCUCUAAGAAUCAAGGUGUUCUACGAUAAGAGCGUUUUCAGGUUGCCGCCGGAGAAAUUUGGGAUAAUAAAUCACACAAUCUUACCUGAGGCACUUGCGUACUGGGAGAGGACUCUUAUGGUCAGGCCAACUCUAGUGCCUAUAAGGUUGAACAGGAAAUGUCCAAACAACCAAGCCUUCUCGCCAGAUCAGGACCCGUACCUUUACUGCAAUGAACACUGCGAGAUCGAGACAACCUGCGGCGAGGUAGUCGUUCCUGACGAGCAUUUAGAGCCUUGCAGAGUAUGCGACCGCACGGGCCGCUACUGCCAGACGAAGGGGAGUGCUGGCCGAGGUAUACCUGAUGCUGACUUUGUGUUUUACGUGUCAGCCAUGCAGACUGAUCGCUGCUAUAAGGGCCAAACCGUUGCUUAUGCGGCCCACUGUCAACAAGAAGCCUCAACUGAUAGACCUAUUGCUGGCCACGCCAACCUCUGCCCCGACUCAAUAUCUACAAAGCCACAAGAUAUGGACACUCUGCUGUCCACUGUGAAGCACGAAAUUCUUCAUGCUUUGGGUUUUUCGGUGAGCUUAUAUGCCUAUUUUCGUGACAAAAAUGGCUAUCCAUUGACACCUCGAGAACGGAAUGGAAAACCAGCAGUGAACAAAGAGUUGCAGACACACAAAUGGAGUGACCGUGUCAUGAAGAAAGUUAUUAGGCAUGACUGGAAGAUACAUAAUGGAUCUAUGAGCAAGGAAUUUUGGAUCAUGGUUACACCUCGUGUUGUGGCAAAAGUUAGGCUCCACUUCAACUGCUCAGAGCUGAAAGGUGCAGAGAUGGAAGACCAAGGAGAGGAUGGAACAAGGCUGACACAUUGGGAGAAGCGGUUGUUUGAGAAUGAAGCAAUGACUGGAACCCAUACCCAGAACCCGGUGUACUCAAGGAUUACCUUGGCUCUCAUGGAGGAUACAGGGUGGUACCUUCCGAACUAUGACCAAGCACAGCCGCUCAAGUGGGGCCACAACCUCGGCUGUGACUUUGCUCUCAAGAGCUGCAAGGAAUGGAUUGACAACCGUCGAGAGAGGGGCCUGACCAUCCAUCCUUUUUGUGACAAAGUGAAGAAAGACCCUUUGGAGACGGAGUGCACAGAGAGCCGAGAUUCUGUUGCCUUGUGUAAUCUAGUCGACCAUGGUGAAUACCUGCCUAUGAGGUUUCAGAAUUUUGAUUAUAUCCCUGGUGUGCCUUCCACAGACCUAGGCAGAUACGGUGGUUCUGUAAUACUGGCAGACUAUUGCCCUUACAUUCAGGAGUUCACUUGGAAAUCGAAAAACACUGUUGUACGAGGAUCGCAGUGCCAGUUUGAAGAGAACAAUCCUCAGGAAGAGAAGAAUUUUGCACUGGAGUACUACGGGCCUGGCUCCAAGUGCUUCAACCACAACAAGGAGAUGUGGCAGGAACGGACAUGCAGCCAAGUGCGCCAGUGGCAGCAUUGGGGCAGUGGUUGCUACAAGUACUCAUGCUCCAAUGGGCGACUGCACAUAGAGGUGGCCAACCACACGUACACGUGCUACCACUCCAAGCAAGAGAUCCGGAUUCAGCUGUACGCCAAUGGCUGGCUCCACAUCGGUGCUAUCGUGUGUCCAUCAUGCCGUGAUGUCUGCUCAGACGAUAGCAUGGAGUGUGAUGCAGACUUGGUGAAGGCAAGUUACGUCCAGGCCGAGAAACAGUUCCACAAGGACAUGCUGUAUUGCCACAGUGUGGACCUUCGUGCUAGCACCGUUCUGUGCUUAGCACUAUGCCUUCUGGCUGUCAUUAGGUGACGAAUGCUUUUACUUGGAAUGUGAGGUGAAGAUCACCUGUUGUGACCAUUUUGUGACAAAGGAGCAAGCUUACCAGCAAGUGCGCCGACUAUAAAUUGUAAACCCGAUCAGAAUUUGAAGCAUGUCACAGUGAUGGCUAAAUUGUUGCGCUCUUAACUCAAAGGGGCUCUGCAAAACCCACUGCUCUCAUCGCAGCAAGUACGUUAGACCAACCCCAGUGCAGCACAUGCAAUGGCCGUAAUACUCAUCACAUGCAAACACAACGAGCUUUUCUUUCUCGUAAAGGCAGGGCAGUGGUACACUCGCAGUUCAGUCAUGGCAUGACACAGAACAUGUAUUGUUGUCAUAGUAACGGUGUUAUCCUUUAUUGCGAUAGAAAUUAUGUGGACACUCCAAGCGGAUUUCUGCCGUCGCCGUGAGGUUCCAUAUAGGGUCCAACGGUGAUGAAAUCGUCGCUGUGCGUCGUAUGCUGUAUGUGCGAGUGAAAGUGCGCGUCCCUUGCGCGCUUUCACAAGGAGCAAAUGCGCGGCGGAGAGCAAACGCGACUUCUUCCGUCGCGCGAAAGGCCAAGGGGGGACGGGAGAGAGGGAGGGGAGAGGGAGGGAGGACGUGUAGCUGCGGCACCAAAUGUGUGUUUAUAUAAAAACAUUGCAAGGCGAGAAGAUGGUAAAGACUUCCGACAUUGCUCGACGAGUGUCCGGUUCUGAUCUCAUCGAAAACCUCCGAGCCGCCCCCAGAGGCACCGGCAACAGUAACCAAUGCCGAGCGCGUUCGGUGCGAACGCGGGCAAAACGCCGACGGCAUUGACAGCAGUUCUGCGCGUUUUUAUUCUGCUACAUGUCCAAGUUUAUACGGCUGAUAAAACUACUAUCCUUACUCUGUACAGCUCUCUACUAAUUUGCUAUCGCAAUUGAUGCUUCGCCUUUCGGGUGAAACUGCGACAUUUUUUGUUAUUAUCGAGUUAAAAAUAAGCAAAUUGUAAGUAAGUGACUAAAUAAGGUGGAAAGCAGCCGGUUUGGGACCUUGACUCUUUCAAUUCAUAGUCAGGUUCCCCAUCCAACUGCACCACCUGAUGCUGGUGCAGAACACAUGUGCUAGAAAGAUGCGAUGCCUGAUGGUGCAUCUGCAGGUCUCUACGAGAGAACAGAACAAAGUAAGUUCUAGAGUGUUUCACGCAACACUGGAAGGGAGCCAUUGGCAGUGCAGCUGAUCGAGAACAGGCACCAGGCUGUAUUGCAUGACAUCACAAGGAAUGCUUUUUCCGCUUACGUCAUCAUGGCAGUCUCGAUGCAAAGUCAUCUUCUAUCCUCUUUUUUGCUAGUGCACCUGUAAGUAGGCUCUGGCCUCCUCUUCCACAAAACCUGCCAAUUGUGGCUUUCAUGUGUAGCAAGGACACUUUUGGUUCUGCAUAAACAUGUCUGUAAAAUAAUACAGGUGUCCAUCAUCCUUCUCUCUCUAUUUAGUGACAGGUCAAGAAUGCAGCAGCGGGCGUGCCUCAAAGGAAACAUGCGUACAUGUGUCAGCAAACCACCUGGUCCAAUUCUUUCUCUCCUGCCUUCUUGCUAUUCACGUCUCUACUUUCGACUUGCGCACUGCCUUGAGAGAAUACCCCUCUCAAGACUAUUGAACAUGAGUAUAAAAUGCAUGUGCUGCCUGGCGUGCUAUUGAGUGAGCAAGUCCUCUUGGUGUGCUCACAACAAUCCUCCCGCCCGGUAGCUUAGUGGCUGUGGUGUUAAGCUCCUGGGCUCAAGGUUAUUGGUUCGAUCCUGGCCAUGGCGGCCGCAUUUCAAUGGGGGCUAAAUGCAAAAACGCUUGAGUAUUUAGAAUUAGGUGCACAUUAACAAAUCUCAGGUAGUCAUAAUUAAUCUAGAGCACUACGGCAUUCCUCAUAUUCUGAUUGUGGUUUUCGCACCUGAACCCCAGAAUUUAAUUGAAUUUUUACACCAGUCCAUUUGACAUUGUGGCAAUGCCCAGGGCGCUUUUCUGAAAGGUCUAUAAAAUAGAAUGAACAACAAAAACAGGGAAAUGUGGGCAUUGCAGGGGUCCCCUUUAUAUAGAAGAGCUGAAGCACACUCCUUCUUACACUUUUGUGUGCUUCAACUUUGUCAACCUUUUGAUGGUGCUAUCUAUCUAUAACUUACGUGUUGCCAUGUCAAGUGUUGCCCUUACUAUAAAGCAUUGACAGUGCUGGCGACUAUAGUAUUAAGUACAGUAACACUCGCGGUGUGUAGCACUAAAUCAGACUCGGUAAGCGUUGACAGCACUGUGCAAAACAACCUCCACAUCGCUGUUAAUCUGAAAUUGGGCUGCAAUGUGCACCAUUUGGCAGUGUUUGCUCAUUCGUGUAAAAAUAGUCAUUACAUGUGAACUUGUGCAGGGACGUACGUGUGACUUGAUGUGGUUUUGUUAGGGCGGAAAGAGAAUUGAUGACAGGUCUGUGUUUCGUUGUCCGUUCUCAAAGGAUGGAUAACUUUGCUGUGUGUGUGUUGCGAAUAAGGCAGUGGUUCUGUGUGUGUGGCCACGCAUACUAAGUGUAGGGAAAGUGUGUUGCCAUUGGAGUGAAGCUUUUAGCCUUUGUGUUUCACAACCUUGCUACCUGUGUAUGCUGAAAAGCAGAACACCGGUGAAAAAAAAUGGAUAUUUUAUCGAUACACACAGCCUCACGUGCUGCACAAAUGUCUUCAAUCAUAAUAUGCCUCUCACUAUGUGCCACAUUUCAGCUGUGUCCCCGUUUUCUUCUUUUUCGCACACACUUUUAGGGCAUAAAUUAUUCCAUGAGAAAGUGAAUUAUAUAACAGCACUUUCUUUUUUUUUUUUUUUUCUUUUUGAAAGACGUUACAAGUGAAGUUCAAGAGUCGCUUGCUGCAUUUUGUUGCACUUGGAAUGUGUGGCGUUAAAGCUAGAGACAGUUGUGCAUACUAUGCUACUAUGCAUACUAUGCUAUGCAUACAGCAUACUAUGCUAGAAAAAUUUUAUUUCGAAACUUGCACUAAGCUUUAAUCAUGCUUGGCAAACCACCUCCUGCAAUGUGCCAGCAAGAUCUGGCAAAUGUGGGAACAAGUUUUUUGUACCAUGCAGUGAAUUCAAAAUCAACAAUCAAGUACCUUUUAAAGAAAUAAACUGUCGAAGUUAUGCACAGUAUGUUAGUGUAGCUCUACUAUUUGGCCAGGCAAAGACAAUUUGCAUGUGCUAACUUCAACAAGGGGACAAUUGACAAAAAAAAAAAAGUGUUCAAUUGUGGACCUAUAUUUGUAGUAUAAUGUUUAAGACAACCAGUAAAGCUGACUCAUUUUACUUUGUAUGCACUGCGUUGCAUCAUAACAUUAUUAGGAUUGAAAUAGCAGUUAAUUUCUGCUGUGUUUAGCCUGUUAUUGUUGUCCUGGAGGAAUAAGCCUUGUUUCCCGUUCAAUGCAGUGUGUGCAUUUGAAAUUGCCAGAAUUUAAGCUUUCAACAUUUUUAAUAUAUAUAUUUACCUCAUAUUAGACGGUCGUCUUGUUUUUAGUCCUUUAAAUUUUACAUCAUGCCUCGUACAUUCCCACCAGCAUCACAUUGUUGUUGCACAAAGUAAUCAUGUAUGCACUUUAUGUUGCAAUGUGCUGUAUUACUGUGGUUUUGAUCAUGCCUCCUUUUGUAAUGGUUGACAUGUUUUUUAUGUCUGGAGAAGUGGCUCGAAUGUCUGGAGAUAUGGUUCCAAUAUCUAGAUGAAUGGUGUUUGCCAAAUGUAGUUCAUGCAUACAUUUCCAUGUCAGUCAUCUUGUUUCUUGCAUGCAUCAUCAGAGACUGUUACUUUUAUUUUUGCCUAUUUUCUUUCUACUGAUAGAGCCUGCGUUCAACCUUUGCCUGUAUGUUUACUGGCAUAAAUUUAGCAUUGCUGACAAAAA
Messenger RNA from Dermacentor silvarum, 6001 nucleotides. RefSeq names its product leishmanolysin-like peptidase (gene Invadolysin). Gene Ontology annotation, cellular component: cytoplasm; membrane. The record is from RefSeq and is a predicted model, not a curated record. Gene Ontology annotation, biological process: cell adhesion; proteolysis. The coding region runs from base 168 to 2120 and encodes 650 amino acids. Lineage: Eukaryota; Metazoa; Arthropoda; Arachnida; Ixodida; Ixodidae. Gene Ontology annotation, molecular function: metalloendopeptidase activity. The transcript has 18 exons.